AUGACGGCAAAAUCGGCCAGCGAUGGCCGGAAGCAAUAUUGGGCUGAGAUAGCGACCUCCAUGGGACAGGCCUCGAACGUUGGUGACACUCGAAAGCUCUACCGUCUGAUCCGCCGAGUUAGCGGUAAACCCUCUACAUUGAGUGACUCUGAUCGCGAUGUAAACGGCGGCAUUAUUGCUGACAACUCGGCCAAAGUCGAGCGUUGGCGUGAGCACUUUGAGCACCAUCUCAACUUCGAUACCCAACUUACCUCACCCUUGCCCUCCUCCUCAGCGGAGUUUCUUCCCUCUCCUACCUAUGCAGUGCCAUGCGAUCCCCCCUCCGAGAAAGAAGUCGCCGAUGCCAUACGAAAGUUGCGCAACAAUAAGGCACCCGGAGAGGAUGGUAUACCCGCUGAAAUCUUCAAGUCUUGUGUCGACACUGGCGCCCUGGCUCUAUGA
Messenger RNA from Spirometra erinaceieuropaei, 441 nucleotides. The record is from the annotation of a GenBank genome assembly. Lineage: Eukaryota; Metazoa; Platyhelminthes; Cestoda; Diphyllobothriidea; Diphyllobothriidae.